This is a messenger RNA of Trichophyton benhamiae CBS 112371, 3924 nucleotides long. RefSeq lists its product as uncharacterized. The transcript is spliced from 4 exons. The coding region runs from base 1 to 3924 and encodes 1307 amino acids. Gene Ontology annotation, biological process: glutathione metabolic process. NCBI's taxonomy places the organism in Eukaryota, Fungi, Ascomycota, Eurotiomycetes, Onygenales, Arthrodermataceae. The record is from RefSeq and is a predicted model, not a curated record. Gene Ontology annotation, cellular component: cytosol. Gene Ontology annotation, molecular function: 5-oxoprolinase (ATP-hydrolyzing) activity.
AUGGAAGAUGACGUCGUGAUCAAGCUUCUGUCCGAGGAUCCGUCAAAUUACAAGGAUGCACCCCUCGAGGGCAUCCGUAGGCUUCUAUCGAAGUUCCAGGGCGAAGAGAUCCCUCGAGGCGUUCCCAUCGACACAUCCAAGAUUGAGAGUAUACGGAUGGGCACGACUGUUGCUACCAAUGCCCUCCUCGAGCGUAAGGGUGAGCGUAUGGCCCUUGUCGUCACCCAGGGCUUCCGGGAUUGCCUGAAGAUAGGAAAUCAGUCUCGUCCUAAGAUCUUCGACCUUGCCAUUCGUCGACCGGACGAUCUGUUUGAGGAAGUGGUUGAAAUAGAAGAGAGAGUUACCCUGGAAGACUACGCUGAGGACCCAACGAGGCACGCAACCCCCACGGUGGCCCGUACCGAGGAAGCCAAGGAUGCUGACAUUGUUCGAGGCUUGUCUUCAGAGGCUGUGCGGAUCCUGCAGCGUCCAUCUGAGAGUAAAGUCAGGGAGCAGCUACAAGCUUUGUAUGAUAAGGGCUUCAGAAGCAUUGCCGUCUGCUUGAUGCACGGCUAUACUUUCCCAGACCAUGAAUCUCUGGUUGGAAAAAUUGCCAGUGAUAUCGGCUUCACGCACGUCAGCUUAAGUCACCAGCUUAUGCCCAUGAUUAAGCUCGUUCCCCGAGCUACCUCUGCCUGCGCCGAUGCUUACCUCACUCCAACUAUCAAACGAUACAUUUCUGGCUUCCAGUCUGGAUUCAAGGGCGUCCUGGGCGCAGGAGGUGUCAAGGACCCAUCUCAGCCAAAGAGCGCUCGAUGUGAAUUCAUGCAGUCGGAUGGUGGCCUUGUCGAUGUCAAUGGCUUCACCGGUCUCCGAGCUAUCCUUUCCGGCCCUGCCGGUGGUGUCGUCGGAUAUGCCCUGACUAGUUACGAUCCCAAGACCAAGAUACCCGUCAUCGGUUUUGACAUGGGAGGAACAAGUACUGAUGUCAGUCGAUACGGUGGCCGAUACGAGCACGUCUUCGAAACCACCACUGCAGGUGUCACUAUUCAGUCACCACAGCUUGACAUCAACACUGUCGCUGCCGGAGGUGGUUCUCGCCUCUUCUACCGCAAUGGUCUUUUUGUUGUUGGCCCUGAGUCUGCCGGAGCUCACCCAGGCCCUGCUUGCUACAGAAAGGGAGGCCCCUUGACUGUCACUGAUGCCAACCUCUUCUUGGGCAGACUUCUGCCCGAGUUCUUCCCCAAAAUCUUCGGAAAAAAUGAGGAUGAAGGACUGGAUGAGAAGGCCAGCGCUAAGCUCUUCGAAGAACUAGCUGACAAGGUUAACGCUGAGAUGGCUGAGAGUGGAAAGAGAGGCAAGAUGACUGCUGAUGAAGUCGCUUAUGGAUUCAUCAAGGUUGCCAACGAGGCUAUGACUCGACCAAUUCGCUCCCUUACUGAAGCCAAGGGCCACGAUACCUCGAAACAUCGUCUGGCUACCUUCGGUGGUGCCGGUGGCCAGCACGCAGUUGCAAUUGCUGAAAACCUGGGUAUCAAGCAGAUCUUGGUCCACCGUUACUCCUCCGUCUUGUCUGCCUACGGAAUGGCUCUUGCCGAUGUAGUUGACGAAAGCCAGGUUCCAGAGUCCAUGUCCUGGUCCGAGAGCUCGGAGGUCAAGGCCAGCAUUGAGAAGAGAAUGCAGGAAUUGAGAAAGGGGGCAGUCGCGAGACUCAAUGACCAGGGUUUCAAGGAAGAAGCUAUUGUUUUCGAGGAAUAUCUCAACAUGAGAUACCGCGGAACCGAGUCUGCUCUUAUGAUCAUUAAACCGCAAGAUGGCGGAGCGUUUGGCAAGUCCUUCAUUGAGCAGCACGAAAAGGAGUUCGGUUUCACCCUUCCUGACCGUGACAUCAUCAUUGACGACAUUCGUCUCCGAGCUAUCGGAAAGAGUUUUGAUAGCUUCCCUAAGACCGUCGACGAGCAACUUCGUGACGCAAAGCCAGUUCCAGUAUCCAAGAGCAAGGCACAUGCCACUCAGAAGGUAUACUUCGAAGGCGGCCGUGUUGAUACUCCUAUCUACAAGAUUGGAUCUCUGGAAACAAAUGACCGUAUCGACGGACCUGCUAUUCUCGGAGAUGGAACCCAGACUAUUCUGGUCACCCCAACCUCCUCUGCUCUCAUCAUUGAUACCCAUGUGGUUAUCGACGUUGACGUUAACAAGAAGGAAAAUGCAAAGGCAUCGGCUGAUGUGGUCGAUCCAAUUCUGCUGAGUAUCUUUGGCCAUCGGUUCAUGGCAAUUGCUGAGCAGAUGGGUCGUGCGCUGCAGAAGACUAGUGUCAGCACAAACGUCAAGGAGAGAUUGGAUUACUCCUGUGCUCUGUUCGACAGUGAUGGCGGCCUUGUUGCCAAUGCUCCUCAUUUACCCGUCCAUCUGGGCAGCAUGUCCACCUGUGUUCGUACUCAAGCUGGAAUGUGGAAGGGAAAACUCAAGCCAGGCGACGUGAUUGUGACCAACCACCCUGAGUUUGGAGGCACCCAUCUGCCUGAUAUCACUGUGAUUACCCCAGCCUUCUCUGGCAACGAGAUCAUGUUCUAUGUUGCGUCCAGAGCUCAUCAUGCGGAUAUUGGAGGAAUCCUACCAGGAUCCAUGCCUCCACACUCGAAAGAACUGUACCAGGAGGGUGCUGCUAUAAAAUCAGAGAAGCUUGUUUCUGAAGGGAAGUUCAACGAGGAGCGUAUGGUAGAGUUGCUCUACCGUGAACCUGCCAAGUACCCUGGCUGCAGUGGAACUAGAUGCCUUGCAGACAACCUCAACGAUCUGAAGGCACAGGUCGCCGCAAACCAGAAGGGUAUCAGCCUCAUCUCUACCCUCAUUGAGGAGUAUGGUGGAUCUACCGUCCAGCUCUAUAUGAGGAGUAUCCAGAAGAACGCAGAACUCAGCGUACGCAACUUACUGAAGCAAGUUAGUGAGAGAUUCAAGGGUGCGGACCUCACUGCAAUUGAGCACAUGGAUGACGGCAGCCCCAUCCACCUCAAGAUCUCCAUAGAUGCUGAGAAGGGAGAGGCUAUCUUUGACUUCGAAGGCACCGGCCCAGAGGUUUAUGCCAAUACCAAUGCCCCCGAAGCCGUCACUUACUCCGCUAUCAUUUACUGCCUGAGAUGUCUCAUUUCGGAGGAAAUCCCACUCAACCAAGGCUGCCUGAAGCCUAUUAACGUUAAAAUCCCCAAGGGCUCAUUCCUCUCCCCAUCUAGCAAAGCUGCAGUUGUGGGUGGAAACGUCAUGACAAGUCAACGUGUCACCGAUGUCAUCCUGAAGUGUUUCCAGGCCUGUGCCGCCUCCCAGGGUGAUACUAACAACCUGACCUUCGGAUUCGGAGGCAAUCUUUCAGGCGAGGAGGAAACCAAGGGCUUCGGAUACUAUGAGACCAUUGCAGGUGGUAGCGGAGCCGGUCCUGACUGGGAGGGAACCUCUGGAGUCCACACCCACAUGACAAACACCCGCAUCACUGACGCGGAAGUGUUUGAGAGAAGAUACCCCGUUCUCCUCAGAGAAUUCAGCCUGCGCGCCGGAUCCGGAGGAGCGGGCCAGAACCGCGGUGGUGAUGGUGUCAUCAGAGAUAUCGAAUUCCGCAUUCCUGUCCAGGUAUCCAUUCUUUCCGAACGUCGUGUCUACCACCCCUAUGGUAUGCACGGUGGAGAGGAUGCUGCCUGCGGCCAGAACAUCUGGGUCCGUAAGAUGCCUCAGCCUGAGGGAUCUAAGGAGCCUCCAAUCAUCAAAUAUGUGAGCUUGGGAGCCAAAAACACUGCAAAUAUGGAACCAGGUGACCGCAUCAUUAUCAAGACUCCUGGCGGAGGUGGAUAUGGAAAGCCCGGAAAUGAAAGCGUUGUUCGAAAGGAAGCUGAUCCUCAGCUUGCCUGGAAAGGAGGCUCUUUGGCAUCGCGCGUUGGAACCCAGGAAACUAACUAG